Pedinophyceae sp. YPF-701 is the source of this 1503-nucleotide messenger RNA. NCBI's taxonomy places the organism in Eukaryota, Viridiplantae, Chlorophyta, Pedinophyceae. The record is from the annotation of a GenBank genome assembly.
AUGGCGUCGCGCGCGGCCAGCCGGGCCGCGUCCAGAAAGCAUAAGCUCGUGGGGCUGCAGGCGCCCUCGCAGUGCCACCCAGCCAAGCGGCAACGGCUCUCGCCAGCGGUCUCGCCACGCGCGCCGUCCGCGCGGCUCCUCUCCCCGCAUGCGUCGCGCCCUGAGGAGGCGGCCAAUGAUGACGCACCGGCGGGGCGGGCGGGCCGCGCGGGCCCGUGCGCGCUCGAACCCGCCCGCGGCCGCAUCGGCGCGCGCGUGCGGUCGCAGGCGGCCGCCGCGCAGGCCGCGGCGGACCGCGAAGCCGCCGAGCGCGCGGCGGCGGCCAAGUCGAGGCACGCGGACACAGUGGAGGGCACCGCUUACCGCGGGGUGCGCCAGCGCCCGUGGGGCAAGUGGGCGGCGGAGAUCCGCGACCCGUCCCGAGGGCAGCGGGUGUGGCUCGGCACGUUCGACUCCGCGGUCGACGCCGCGAAGGCCUACGAUGCCGCGGCGCGGCGCAUCCGAGGCCCGAGCGCGCGUUGCAACUUCAGCAUGACCGCCGACGAGGAGGCCGAGCUGCGCGCGCGGCGGCCCGGCCAGCUGGCGCUCACGACGAUCGCCCCGCACAACACCGCGAUCGCCCGGCGGGACGGCUCCGGCGGGCCCGGGUCGGGGCGCGGCGGCCACGGCCACGUGCGCACGGGCGCUGCGCGCGCGCCCGCGCCCGAGCGGCGCUACCGACAAGACAAGGAGGCGCUCAUCGCGCGGAGCUUCCGCGAGCGGAGCGCGAUCCGCCGCCAGCGCGCCGCAUACGCGGGCGAGCCCCGGGCGUGGUCGACGGCCUUCAUGGCGCCCCCCGCCGCGCACCUGCCCGCGGCGCACGACGGGGCGCUCCCCGAGCACGGGCGCUUCAACCUCGAGCACCAGGCCGCGCUCCCCGGCCCCGACGCGCCGCACGCGUACGCCGCCGCGGUGGUGCCGGACUCGGACGUCGAGUCCGCGGACGGCGCGUGGGCGCUCGGCGGGCCGGCGUCGCGCGCGCCGGAGGUCGCGGCGGUGAAGGAGGAGGAGCACGAGGACGAGGACGAGGACCCCGCGGAGCUCCUCCACGGCGGCGCGAUCGACGAGGGGGACUAUUUGGGUAUGAUGCUGGGGGGGUGGGAGAGCGUGGACGACGGGGAGCGCGUCUUCGGCGCCGCGUGCAGCGACGACCCGGAGGACCUCUUGUUCGUCCAGGGCGACGCGAAGCCGGCGGCCGUGCUCGCGCGCUCCGACUCGGCCGGGCUCUCGCAUCACAGCACCGACCCCUCCCUCGACGCCACCGCGUCCGCGAACGCGCCGAGCGAGCGGUUCGCGGCGGUCGCGAGCCCGAAGGAGGGCGCGCUCGCGAUGCGCUGCCGCGCCGAGAAGGCCGCGAUUCCGGACCUGGCGUCGCUGCUCGGGGAUCCGCACGUGGACGUGGGGCUGUCGGCGAUCAUCCCGGGCGAGGGCGCGCAAGAGCGGUUCGACUUCGGGGACUACUAG